Triplophysa dalaica is the source of this 2952-nucleotide messenger RNA. RefSeq names its product acyl-CoA thioesterase 9, tandem duplicate 1 (gene acot9.1). Gene Ontology annotation, biological process: acyl-CoA metabolic process. The record is from RefSeq and is a predicted model, not a curated record. Gene Ontology annotation, molecular function: fatty acyl-CoA hydrolase activity. The coding region runs from base 336 to 1640 and encodes 434 amino acids. Gene Ontology annotation, cellular component: mitochondrion. Lineage: Eukaryota; Metazoa; Chordata; Actinopteri; Cypriniformes; Nemacheilidae. The transcript has 16 exons.
UGUAUGAGAAUGUUUGUCGGCGACUAUGAUGUGUUGUAAGGAAUCAACCAUUGAUAAACAUUAAGCGAACAUUCAAUUUAAUUCAAAUGGUAGUUUUGAGAACUAUAUUCAGCACUUAUACAUCGUUAACUACUUUUGGAACUUCCGGUAACAAACUGAUCAUACUACGGUAAAACGUUACCGUUAUUACGGUAAUUUGACCUCGCCCACGUUUCAGGAAGUGAUUUUCUGAAAGGGGAGAAAGCUGUCAACACCUGCAAUACCUGAAACCCUGUUGUGAAUAAAAGAAGCGAAAUCCCUCUGUUCUUGUUUGACGUGGUGAGCGACCAUAGAAGAUGUUCUCCCCGCGGGUCCUUAGAUCGGCAUCGUCCAUAGUGUGCAGGGGGUUUUCAAUGGGUCAAAUGUCCAGACAAGGGAAUGCUCCGGACAUGGCUGAAGGAAACACAUAUUUGCUUGUGAGCAAUGUUCGCAACAGGCUUAGGGAGAUAGUUGGAGCAUCCACCAACUGGAAAGAUCACCAGCAAGCAUUGGCUGAGCGUUCGUCUUUGAGCCAGUAUCUUCCUAAAAGUCAGGAAGAACUGCCUAUGAGGACAAUGAAGGACAGUGAAAUUGAGGUUCAUCUACCUCUAGGUACCAAGCCUGAGUUGAGAGAAAAAUACCUCAACUUUCACAACAGCGUCAGGUUUGGCCGGAUUUUGGAAGACUUGGACAGUUUAGCAGUGCUUAUUUGUUACUCCCACACAUGGAAUAAAGAGUUGAACCGAUCACCGCUAUCUAUUGUCACCGCCCUAGUUGACAAAAUCGACAUGAGAAAACAUAUCAUCUACCCAGACUGUGACAUCAAGUUCAAAGGUCACGUGACAUGGGUUGGCAAAACCUCAAUAGAAGCUAAAAUGCACAUGACUCAGUACCAUGAUGGGGUGUACACUGACGUUUUAGAUGCCACAUUUGUAAUGGUGGCCCGAGAUCCCGAAAACAAAAGGGCAGCUUUCAUCAACCCUUUGAAACCAGAUGGGCCGGAGGAAGAGGCCAUUUUUCAACAGGGAGAGAUUAACAAGAAGAGGCGGGUGGAGUUGAACACAGCCUCUCUUCUUAAAGUGGCCCCUACAGCUGAGGAGAGAACCGUCAUUCACAACCUGUUCCUUAACACUUUGGACCCAAGAACUGUUAGUUUUCGGGGUAGAACACUACCACCUAACUCUGUGUGGAUGGAGGAUGCCAAAAUGAAAGGGCUAGAGAUCUGCCAUCCACAGGAAAGAAAUAUCUUCAACCGGAUAUUUGGUGGUUUUCUAAUGAGAAAGGCUUAUGAACUUGGCUGGGCCAAUGCUUGUGCAUUUGCUGGUUGCAGGCCAUCCCUGGUGGCUGUAGACGACAUUGUAUUCCGAAAACCAGUGGAAAUUGGUUCCCUGCUGUUGCUUUCCUCGCAGGUUUGCUAUACAGAAGGGACACACGUUCAGGUCAGAGUUCACACAGAGGUCCUCGACCCUUUGACCCGGCAGCACAGCACCACCAAUGUGUUUCACUUCACGUUCCGUGUCGAGAAGGAUGUCUCCGCUGUUGUACCACAAAGUUAUGGAGAGUCGAUGCUUUACCUGGAUGGAAAGAGGCACUUUGAUGAGACCAUGAGGAGUCAGAGCUGAGCAUUAUGGGAUAUGCUGAUAAAAUGAGAUUCCUGCCAAAGCUUAAGCAACAGCCAUCAGUAUAGCUAAAUGAGUGUCUGUACCGUAAAUGUGGAUACAUUUUUAUUUACAUUGCCUUCAGCAGUUAUGCAAUUUACUAUUCAUCUAUUUACUUUUAUUACAGUUUAACAUUGGGCACUUUAGGAGAAGGGUGUCAUUUUUUUGUUAAAGGGUCAAGGUUUAUAUAUUUUUUCAUCCGCUGUCUCUUGCACAAUAUAGCGUUUAAGCCUUUCUGAGUAUUCUUCAUUGACCGUUAUGGUGGAUGAACACAUUUGCUGCAUACUCGUUACUACUAGUGGAUGCCUCUUUUAGUGUAUUUAAUCCGACUGUUUAGGUUUAGAAAACCCACCCUGCGUCUUAAUUUGCAUUCUAUUCGUCCUAAAUAAUAUUAAAAAUUAAAUCAUAUUGUUGAAGUGCUGAUCCAUACACAUACUAACAGACUGUGAGAGGUUAGAGUUUAGCGAUGCUACAAUAAUGAACAAAUACAAAAAAGUGCGAUUAGAAGGUGAAUUGGGAUGUUUUGUGCAUGACGGAUAGACAAUAAAUGUGUGUUUUGUGUUUCAUGGGUUAGGCGUUUAGUCUAUAUCACAAGAGAUUUAUAUGCAUGUGUUGGCAUGUUGAUAUUUUGCUUGUAGAAAAAAAAGCUCUUCUCAGUAGCCUCAUUACAAUUUUGUCAAAGAAAAACUGAAGUUCUCUUGUUUGCUACAGUAUUUGCUCACUUUUAUAUGAUGUAAGUGUGAAACAGUCAUCCAUUGAAAUUCGGCAAACUGUUGUUAAAUGUUUUCAGUAUGAGGUUGACCUGUGCAGCUUCCAUAUGAAUGUCCAGAUUAACAUUGUACGUGUUCAAGUUCUUGUUCAAUCACUACCUGUGCCAGACUGACAAAAACCUUUAAAACUAAUUAAUUUCUUUUACAUGUACAUUGAUUCAUUUGGCAGAUGCUUUUUUUAUAGCGACGUACAAGAAGGAGAGCAUAUAAAAAUUUUGUCAAUACGCUAAACAGUGCCUUUUAAAUAAACAAAAGGUAUCUAUCAACAUUUAUAUAAAUAUAUGUUUUUAAACAUUUUUUGAAAUACUUUAUUUUAUGCAGUUAUUCAUAAAUGCAGUUAUGAAAUUUCCUACAAUUUGAACACAAUAUAAAUGUUUAUUCACAUAUGUAUUGGCGGACUAACAUCAUUUAUUUUUGUGUGACAGAGGCUACAUAGUCUGCUGCCUAUAUUUGAUCUGUAAUGUCUGAAUAUGAUGUUUUAUUAAAUAUUUUAUUUAUAAUUUAAA